Molecule: messenger RNA, 489 nt
Organism: Geodia barretti
Lineage: Eukaryota; Metazoa; Porifera; Demospongiae; Tetractinellida; Geodiidae
Source: the annotation of a GenBank genome assembly
AUGGUAGUUUCAAUGAUUGCCGCGAUGGAUAAAAACCGGCUGAUUGGUAAUGGACCGGAUAUCCCAUGGCAAAUGCCAGCCGAUCGACGGCAUUUCCGUGAUAUGACAAUUGGCAAGCCCGUCGUUAUGGGGCGUAAGACCUUUGAAACGCUUAAACGUCCUCUGGGCAAGCGGCGCAAUAUCAUUCUCACACGAAACAGGACUUACGAGACACCGAAAGGGUGCAUCGUCGCACAUUCGGUAGAAGAGGUUCUUAAACUUUGUGAAGGAACAGAAGAACUCAUGAUAUGCGGCGGCGCACCUAUCUACGAAACCUUCUUACCGCACGCCAACCGACUCUAUCUUACGCAGAUCCACGCGACAUUCAAAGGCGAUGUCUAUUUUCCGGCGUUCGAUAUGGACGCGUGGCAAGAAGUAAACCGUAUUGAUGGUGAACCUGACGAGAAAAAUUCUUAUCCUUACAGUUUUUUGUUUUUAGAAAGAAAAUAG